Protopterus annectens (West African lungfish) is the source of this 18145-nucleotide messenger RNA. It is a transcript of the gene PRR14L, whose product is annotated as proline rich 14 like. The record is from RefSeq and is a predicted model, not a curated record. The coding region runs from base 1227 to 11114 and encodes 3295 amino acids. The transcript is spliced from 7 exons. NCBI's taxonomy places the organism in Eukaryota, Metazoa, Chordata, Ceratodontiformes, Protopteridae.
UUGGUGUGGGGGCGGGGAGUAAUAUUGGAUGUCACUGGUAACUGUCUAAGGGGUCUUUGCUGAAUGGGUUGGUUGAACACUAUUUUGGAUACGAAAAGGUGGACAGUACCUUCACGGCGAGUUUUGUGUUUGGCUAUUUCGUUAGGAAUUUAUUUUGUGGUCGGUUGUCCUGUGUGGACGUAAUAGGGGAAGAAGAGUCUUUGGUUGCUGUGUACAGCUUUAGGCCCGUCUGGCACGUGCGGCUGUGUUGCCCCAGUAAGGGCAUUCGAGGGGCCACUAUACUUUUUCGAGUUUUCGUGUCAGGCAGUGAAGUGGAUUUAAUUGCGUGGUAUUUUCAGGAGAAGUCAAUCUUGCCUUUGAAUAACUCUUGGCUGGCAGGUAUCCUGAUGGUCAGGAUGGUGUUCUGGUAAAGCACUUGUAGUAUCUGGAGCAGGUGACCGCCAUAAAGCUGAAGAACUUAAAGUAGACAUAUGUCUGGUCAAUUCUGUGGUCAAAGAGGAUUUUGGCAGCUGGUGAGACGGAGUGCACAAUGCAAAUCAGACUGAUUCUGCCACCAUUUUACGUGUUCCUUCAGCAGCAGGAAGUAGUUCGUAUAUCCCUGUAGUGCAGCUCCUACAUCUCAAUGCCAGGCUUGAUUCAAGCAUCUAACUGCAUUGCAACAUAAACAGCUGAAAGUCAUUUAAGUUUGGUAGGAUGUUUUAAUGAAAAUGUCUUUGAGAAGAGCAGAAUAAUUACCUCUAAGAGGUCAGAAGGCAGCUCGAAUUUAUAGAGAAACUUCCCUUGUGCAGUGGUAAUUGGAUUGAAGGAUAAAGUUGCAGAUGUCUUUCCAGCGUGUGUUCUUGCUGCUGGGUGUUCCAACUUUGUUUGGGUCUUUUCUUUCCAAAUAAGUGUUACUUGUCAGUGCCAGUCCUCUGAAUACGUUUCAUGUGCCUCAUGUCAGCGGUACCUUCAUGGCUCAGAUACCAACUGUUGCACUACACUUGAACCUUUCAGAAGAAAGAUUAGUUGGGUUAUUUAGGUGUGGUGAUCCAUUCCAAAGCAGCAACAUUUUGCCAAGUGUUUACAGCUGGUCAGAAAAAUGACAGAAAUGGAGGUUGUGAAAGUUAAUGUAAAUGUAAUAUAAAUGAAAUCUGAUCAUUUCUUUACCACAUAUUGACAUCACUCCAGUGAUAUCUUUGCUUGCUUUGUUCUAUCAUAGCAGUACACCAAAAAUUUACGUUUUUAUUAUGAACAGCAGAGAGGAAGCUGAAGUAAGUUGUGAGCAAUGUGAUAUAGAAACCGUGUGUUCGUGUGAGCACAGCACUGUUGGUAAACACAAUGAGGGCAGACCUUCUCAGUCCAAGGAAGUGGAAACUGUUGCAAAACCAGAAGCCCAAGAGGUGAGCAUAGAUCAGGAUGAAACAGUCCGCUUAGACCGUCAUCAUUCUUUUCUUACAAACAGCGAGUCCUUUCAAAGAAAACAUGAGGGUUUAAACUUCAAAGAUGCACUGCCUUCAGGUAAAAAUGGAGCUGGUCCUGUAGGUCAAAAUCCAAUGUGUGCACAUGUCAGUGUUGCUGAGGACCAGAGCUCUUUCGACAGACUUUCAGAAAAUUCCCCCCAAAAUGCAAGUGACUGCAUUGGACCAAAUGCACAAUGCAGACACUUGCUUCCAGAACCAUCUUUAGUUCACACCACUGAAAGCUGUACAGAGCCGGCAAAAGACCAGACAGAGAACACCAAAAUGAGUAGUCCUGGAAAAGGCAAAAUAUGUCCCAAUGAUGAAACAUGCUUAUUGUCCACAUCCAAAGGCCUACUUUCCAGUUUCAACUAUGGUAAAUCUUUAAAUGCAUGUAGCUUUGUACUUGCAAAUGAUGAAAAAGCAGAUGGCACAGGUGUAAGUUAUUCAGGUGGUCUGAGUGAUGCUUGCAGACAGCAGGAGAAAGAGACACAUGCUUUGUCAGGGAGGACACCUUGCUUAGACUGUGAAAGUAAUUGUGAUGGAGCUGCAGUUGGUCAACCUGUCAAUGGCUGUACUGCACCCAUCUCACCUAGGAGUCCGCCUACACAUAAUAAAACACUUGAGUUUUGCAACACUAAUGCAAGUUAUUGUCUUGGACAAUAUGACCUUCAUCCAUACCGGUCAAGUCCUGGUUUUGUUGCCUCUACACUGAACUCUGGUCGGGAGGAAGUAGAAGAUAUAGAAAUUGAUGAAAGCGAUGGACCUGGGAUAGUACAUUCAUCAGCAAGCUGCAAAGAUAUUUCCUGUAAAGAUGAAAAUCCAAACUGUAGUUUUGGUGGUGAUGGCAGCAGUACAACAAAAUCCUUGCAUCAGCCAGCGAAUAAUGGCUUAAAAAUGGAGCCACCUACAGUUCCAUUGGAAGUAGAUUGCCCAGAAACGCAAGCCAGAGAUAAUUGCCCAGAUACCACUAAAAGCUGUGAAGGAUGUCCAAGCUUUCCUGAGGUCAUAAGCAUUGGAGAUGAUGCCUUACUAAAAGUAAAACAAAACACAGAGAUCUGUGCAGUAGAAUUGGCAAGUGACCUUGAAACCAGAGACAUGGAUAUUCAGACUACAGCCUGUACUGAAGGGCAGUAUUCAUUCCUCAGUACGGGAAGCUGUGAUGGCUGCCAUCUUCAGGAGUCCCUCUCAGAUUGCAAAUUACCAUCACUUGUUGCCCACCGUGUUGGUGGAGAUUCUGGAACAGAAGAGCACAGUAUGGACUACACCAAGGAAGAAAUGAAUAGCCUGGUUCCAGCAGAGUUGAAGCAGAAAGGCAGCACUGAGCAGUGUACAUCAGAUAUAAACUGUUCUCCUGUAGGUAAUGCUCUGUGCUCCCAACAUGUCACAUUACAGGCUGAUCAGCCAGUCUGUGUUGGUGAUGAAACAAAACGAUCCAUAAACAAGGAGAAAGAAGGAGCUUCUGUUAAUACUGAAUGUUUAGAAAGGUGCACUAAAAGCUUCUGCUCCAGUGGUAUCGACCCAAGUGAAGAGAAGCCUCAUUCUGAACCAUUGCUAGGCUCUAGUUUGUCAUUGCAAAUGGAGCAAAACUUUGUAUGCGAUUAUGAUGUGGCAUGGCAGAAAACGGACAUUAAAAUGGUCAUAGUGGACAAAAGUCGCACAGAGUCUGACAGUGUUGAAAGCCGUUGUGAUGGCAUGUAUGAAAGAAACAUGGACUGUGCUGAUACUGCCAAGUGUGAAGGUGCAAAUGUCCGUAUUUGGCAGCAGACUUUUCUAACUGGAGAUGUUAAUUCACAAACUAAUAGCAUCAUAGAAGGGGAAGGUGAGAUGACAUCUCAGGAUGUGGUUCUUGGUAGGUCGCCUGGUGGAGACCUCCUGUCCACUGACAUGAAGCAGGAGGAAGCACAGAAGCCUUGUUCUUUUGACUUUCAGAGCACAAAUAACCAUAUCAUGUUGCACAACAGUGUAGUGGCAGAGAGCUUGCCGAAAGUAAAACCAGAAGAUAUGGAAACUGAUAGGCAGGGGGGAGUGAUACAGUCUCUGACUGAGAAUAAUAACACUUCAGAGAUGGCAGGCAAGCUCCUCCUCCUACAUGCAGAAGCACAGAGCCGAGGGGUUACUGCAAACAACCCCACCCACACUAUUGACAAAUUAGGUCACUCCAUUGAUGAGCAAUGCAAAGGAACAGAUCAUAUUUCUUCUCAACUGAACAUCCGUCUUGGCACUUUUUCAGGAGCACAGGUUUGUAAAAUGGAGGAUAACAAAGAUGUGCAGAAGACAGUUUUGUCAAAUAUACCUAGUAAAGAGGGUUGCACUAGUAAUGCUCAUCAGUGUGAAGAAAAGUCUGACUUUUUUGCUAGUGAUACAGAAAACAUUUCACUGAUAACUGGUCAGCAAUUAAACAGUUCAACUGAAGAACAGCCACCCAAUGUAAAAAUGAAGUCUGUAUUUAGAGUCCUGAAAGAUGAUGCUGUGCUUUGUGGUACUACUGGCCAGGGUUUGGAAGAUGGAGACUUUCCCCUUGAGUCAGGUACAGACAUGGCACUGCAUAGUAGGCACCAGACAGAAGAACAUCAUGUGGACUUAACAGCAGUUCCUGAGAGUGCAGCUCCUCAUGUUAAUACACACCAGUGUGACAGUUCAUGUGUUUUCCCUUUGGAGUCCAAGGAAUGCUUUAGUUACCCCCUUCCCUUGCAUACUGAAAGCCUUCCAGGCAGUCUUUUAGGACUUCAGAAGGUAAUAUGUAUCGAAAAAGUGCAUGCUGUGGAAACGUCCCUAGGUAACCGUAACCAGGGAGGAAGAACAUCUGAGUAUUUCUAUAAUAGUCAGUGUAUUGAUGCUAACAUUUCUUUGUACGUUAACAAGCAGCCAGGAAGCACAAGUCUACAAAUGAGUGAAAAGGCUGCAGGUAUGGAGUACAGAAAAAGUGAUAAAGCUUACCAGACUACAGAAGUUCCUGAUGUCAGUGGCAAAGCAGAAGUGCACGGUUUGUCUGAAAGUGAUUCAUUUGUAGAAUGCAGUAUGCCAAAUAUAAAUGAACAGUGUGCACAAUGUGUUUCAGAAGUAAAAAAGAUGGAAGCACAAAUGCAGAAGGUGGGCUUGCAGAGUAUGAUGUGUCCACACGUAGUUGAUGGAAGUCUUUUGGGUAUUAAGGCCACAAGUGACAUUACUUCAAUGCAUUCUUGUCACCAGCUACAAAAUAGUUCAGAAAAAGAUAUACAUGCAACUAAUGCCAGUGAAGAUGAGGUUGAUGCUGUUUACAUAAUUCCCAAAUCACAUGAUGCAGGUGUUGGUCCCUGUAACAUUGGCCAGUCUGAUUCCCUUACUUCUGAAAAUUGCAACUGUCUAGCAAACCAUUUACUUGAUGCAGAGCAGCAGAACCUGAAGCUGAAGGCAACUGUGCAGAAUGUUUCUGAACUGGCUAAGAAUGCUGCCAGCAUGGAUAAUGACCAGCAAGUUAAGUUAGUAGCCAAAGCUGCAGAUCUGUCCGACAGAAGUGUUUCACUGCAGAUUAAUCACCAACCAGCUGAAGGUGAUUCAGAAACUGAAGCCAAAUCAACUUGUGCAGUACUGAGUGAGGCGGUAUAUCAGAAUACGCAGAUUCCUGAAGUGCAGACAGUCUGUAGUGAUGGCCCCAGUAAUGCUAAACAGUGUCAGGAAAAAACAGAGACACUCUCUCCUCAUGGUAGUGGAAGGUACAGUUUUGCAGAGUGGGUUGUACAACCAGACAGUCCUGGAUGCAAACCAGAGCAAGUAACACCCAUGGUGGUAGAUAAUGAUUGCCAGAGCACAGUAGAGCAGGUUUUACCAAGUAAAGACGUUUACGCAAGUAACAGCAGUCACUCUGAAGAGAGUCCGAGCAUCCUUCCUGAGCACUUUAAAUUUACAGAUUGCACUGACUCAUUGCAGACUGACCAGUUUAGUAGCAACGUCUUGAAAACAGAGUUUGAAGAGAGGGAAACCAAUCAUGUAGUUACUGUGAUUGCAGAGCUUGGAGUUCAGGGUAGUCUGAGUGUAUCCACCAUCACCUCUGACUGUGAAGCUACAGCUGGGUGUUCCUCUUUAAAGCUACCAUUAAACAGUGCUUUAAAAGGAGAAGAUGCGACAACAGUAAAGGAGAGAGACUUGCAUGAUGCAGACAGUUCAGACAUGCAAAAGGGUUAUUUCCCUGUUAACUGUAACUGUAUACAAAAAGCAGGUUUUUGCACAGUUAACGACUACCCACUUGAUAGCUUUUCUGUUCCAGAUGGCCAGCACUCUGUAGAGACAAGAGUUGAUGAAGGUAAGAGUGAUGUAAACAUUGCACCUGGUCCCAAAGUACGACCUAAAGAUGUCUGCUCAAAUAAAAUCACUCAUCAGGAGUUAAACAUAGAGUACUCUUCUAAGGACUGUGGCACUGUAGUUUGUAUAGCAUCCUUAAAGACUCUGCAAGCAGUUUGUCAGCUUCACCGAGAAAGUUCAUCUGUGUUUCCUGAAGGUCAGACUGUUGAAGGUGGUCAUGCUGGUUCACAGCACUGUGGUAGAGAUCUUAAAGGAGAUGACCAGAGUUCUUGUUUGUCUAAUCCUAAUGAUGUAUGCCCCUCUAACAUCAUUCAUACUAAAGGGGAAUUCAAGUCUCUCCAGUCUUCUGUGCAGAUGGAUUAUGAAGGCUCACAGCUGCAUGAACAAAAAAUGGUCACUAGUCCAGGUAGUAAAAAGGAGCUUUUAGUCACUGAGGUCUGUAACGUGAACUCGCAGAAAGCAUCAUGCGAAGAAAAAGUUUGCUUUAAUAGAGUCGAAAUUUCCACGCAGAACUACCCACACUAUAAAACUGCAGUACUGUGUGACCAACAGGUAGUUCAUUCUUCCAAAAUACAAAAACAAAUUGAGAUGGAAACUGAUAGGUCAGCUGUAGAGGGUGAGAUUACAUCAGGGGUACUGAAGCAAGGGAGUGAUAUUACUUCAGGGGUACUGAAGCAAGAGAGGUCUUUAAUUUCAGCAUCUCAGUGUGGAGUAGAGGAAAAGUGCUAUUCUGAUGAAAGCAAAUGCUCUGAAUCCUUAAUGGAUACGGAAACAGAUGCAGAUUUGCCAAGUCUUGAAGCACAUUUGGGAAACAUCUGUAAUAGUGAUGCUGGACAAACUGAACAAAAAAGGUCACCAUUGUGUACUAACCACCAUUCAGCAUCUGGUGAUGUAAAAACUGUGCAAACGCACACACAAAUAAAUCAGGUGAGUUUCAAGGACUCUGUACUGCCAGAAGCAGAAGGAAGUAGUGUUUACCCUAUAAGCAUUUUACAGUACAAAGGAAGAUUAGAUUGUUCUGGUGACUCGAGUAACUGUCAAGAUUUCUUGGUCUCAUUUCUUGUUAAUGAGAUGACUGCUGAUAGUUGCCUAAAACAUGAACCAGAAAUGAAGCUGAAAGAGAAACCUGUGUCGUGUCAUAUUCCACUUGAUACCAGCAAAUGUGAGGAUGUGGCAGGCUGUCCUUUUGCUGUGGAAAGUAGAUGCCAGGAUCACAGUACAUUACUUACAAAUUGGCGACUAGAUAGUGGUAGUGAAAACUUGAAAGAGUUGUCUGUAUGUCUCACAGAGGAAAAAGUUUUCGAGAGUACAAAACCUAAAGAGGUUUCGGGUAGACAUUUGUAUUUCUGCAGCCCCAGCCAGGUGAAUAAAGUAGAAUGCCUUGUCAUUGGAGAAACAAAUCCCAGUACUGCACAACAGAUAAAGGAACAAGCAGGAUGUAGUUUAGGAAUAGCAAAGAAAGGUACAGAAACAGAGCUACAUAAAGCAGAAUUGCAGAACUUAGUGGUUCCAGAUCUCUGUAUUGAAAAAGUGUCUUUUAGCCACGGCACAUUUUCUAAAAUGCCUGCUGAUCUCCCUCUGGGUAAAGUUGAGGGUUGCUCCAUUUCAUUGGCCAAAACUACCUUCUGUUCUGAAAUGCAAGAAAACACAGCAAAUGUAGAUAAAGCAUGCAUGGAGAGUGCUUGCAUUUGUGAUAAGUAUGACCAGUCAGUACAUCUUUCUGCACCAGAAAAUGGAGUGCACAAUAUUCAUAGCAACUUGAAAUCUUCAGGUCCUAGUACCUUAAACACAACCCUAUAUGAAGGUUUUGAAGAUCAAAAAUCUUUUAAACUGGGAAUACUGGCAACAAAUGAGUUUGGUGUGGAUUCUGUAGCCAUGUCUGAGACAGUGGGAAAAAUGGAACCCAGCCAUAAAGAAAAUAUAAGAGAGUCAUACGACAGCUUCACUGUACCUCUAGAAGAGUGUACAGAACUAAAACCUGUUAAUGAGAGACAGAGUACACUUUCUAGUUGUGUUGUUGUGAAGGAUACUACAUUGGUUGAGACAGCCUUUCAGGGACCAUUAACUAUUGCUAAGGUUCCAGAAGAAAAUAGGGGGCUGGACAUGUUCCUUUUAUGCGAUUCAAUAAAAGUGACUGCAGCCGAACAGCUGGCCUCCAAAUCUAGUCUGCAUCUCCAACUGAAGAAAGCAGAGGCGGAAAGUAGCUUUGAGAAGGAGCUGAGGGGACCAAGUAGUACAGGACUAAUCUCAGGAAUGGGAGUGUGUUGUACCGAAUCCCUCAGACGUGAAGCUGUUGAAGUAGCAGAAUGUGAAACUGAACAGAGAGAGAAUUUCUUAGUGGUGUUCCCUACAAUUAGUGCAACUCCAGAGAGAAGAAUUGCAGACGAUGAAAAAACGGGCCGAGAAAGUAACCCACUGCUAGCUGAAAAACAUCAUUUAGCAAGCAAGUUGGUGACCAAGAAAAACUUAGAAAAUGUGCGCAGAACUGAUUCCCAGUCGGGUAUAGCUAGUUACAUAAGCAAUGAUAGUGAGAGCGCAAGACCACUUUACAGUGAUGCUAUGUAUGGUCAUUCAGCUGUCCGAAAAAAGAUGAGACAUUCUGGGGACAUUCUUAAUGCUGAUAGAUACCCAGGAGACGAAGUGUCAUGUGCAAAGCCAUUACAAGUUUUUGAAAGUAUAGAGUGUGGUGCAGUUAAUGCAUCAAAUAACAAGAUGGAUGCUACAGCACCACCUAGUGCUCAGGAGGCUUCACGUUACUGCCAGCAGCAAAUGUCAGUGGUGGCUCCUCCGCACUCCAAAGUGGACUGCAGAAGGCCCUUUCGUAGCACUUUGGAAAACAAAGCUUCCCUGUCUGAGGGCAUCAGAUUUAAAACUGUGAUUCCAGACAGCUUAAAGGAUAGUCCAGCUUCUGUUCAGGGUCAGUGUGUUGAGACAAGCAUGCAUGUAAGGCACAGAUGUUCAGAAGAUUUGGUAGACACAGAGAAUAAUGUAAAAAACUGUGUAGGUUGUGAAGCCAUGUUACUACAUUCUGAAGAUGAUAGAGGUCAUUGUGCAAAGACUGAAGCCUGUGUUGAUCAGGAAGGCCAGGGUGUCACUUUAAUUCCCAAGUGCUGUAUUUUUAGCUGUACACCGCAAAAGGCUUUCAAAGAGUCCAUGUUUAAAGGCAGCAGGACAGAAGGCGCCUACUCAUCUCUGAAUGAUUUUACUAUAUCCAGCAUUUCAGAAAAUGCAGAAGCCAACAUGAUAAAUCCUUCAAGCGUGGAGGAUAGUAAAUGUUCCAGUGGAAAGGACACACUUUGCACUUUACAAAAACAAGAGAAGCCAAAGAUUUUCAGGCGGCGCAGUAAAACUAGAAGAAGUGUAAUUAUUUCUGGUAACAGUCAUCUAUCAGUGAGUAUGGGAUCUAGCUUUGAAUUGUUAGCCCCUGCUGAGGAGGAGACUGGUGUGUCUUUGGAUCCUCAGCAUUCUGAGCUGCAGCUGAAUUGCAUUAAUUCAGCUGGUAAUACUGCUUGUGCGUUUAAUAUUGGUCACUCUUUAGUUUCAUUACCUUCACGGGUGCAGCCUUCAAGGAGGUGCAAAAAGACUCCAGUAUUUGAAACACCCCAACGUUUAAAAAAAUUAAAAUGCAGAAACUCUGAUGUGUUCGUAGAGAGUUGUUCUGUAUCGCUUUCCUUGGAAAAACAGCUUCUCAAAAGUGAAAGCUUGUCUCAUUUGGAAGGAGUAGUAACGUAUGAUAUGCCUGUUGUAGCAGAACCAAUUCCAGUGGCACCUGCUGCCAAACAAGCGGAGGUGAACUUGGCUAGCUGUUCGGGACUAUGGAAAUCGACCAAAGAACCACUGCUUCUGAGGAGAUUGUCUGUUGUGGCCAGAAGACUUGCAUCAAGCAUAAAUGUAAAACACGGCUGCCCUUUAAACCGUAGUGCAGAAAUGAAGCUAGCAGCUCCUAAAAUACGUAAUCGGUUUAGAAGUAAAUUGAUGGACUUUUUUCCUUCUGUAAAUGGAUGGUCAAAGUUGCACAGAAACUGUUUCCAGGAGACCUUUCGAACCAACUUUCAAAGCCCAAAGCGUGAACACUUCACACGUACUUUUGCUAGAACAUCCACAAGUGGACCUGUUGUUCAUAUACAGGAACAUAAAUAUCAGACAUUUACCACACCCAAAUUUCCGGCAUGUGUCCUUGUAAAAUUUAAAUAUCUACCGGUGCCAGGUUGUAAUGGAGUCUUGCAGCAUUGCGAGACAUCAGAUAAAUUGACAUUGCAAGCAGCAUCUGUUAAAGCAGGCUCAUCUAACUGGACUUUCUCUGUCUUUUUGCCUCAGAGUUCCCUAGAUGUUGACCAGCACAAUAAUUUUUUCUUAAAUAAGUUGCAGUUUUGCCCGGAAUCACUAAAAUCACUUGAAACAGUGUGCAGCAGCCAACUGAGUAAAGACAGUAGUAGGAAGAGCAUAUCUAGAAGUCUGUCUAGUCUUGGGCUAAAUACUGUUCUAGCUCUUUCCUCACCAGGGUGUUACAGACUGUGGACGCGAAGAAGGAAUGUACCGAGUAACAUUCCAGCCAUCCAGAAACUGUUCUUGGAGCAGUUUAUUGGGGUUAAAGGGUUAAGUUGCCAAUCAUUUCUGGCAGAGAGACUGUUCACAUCGUUGCCUUUUUCUUUGGCUAGGAUAAUGUCCAUUUGGAGCCAGCAUGGACCACCUGUGUUCUCAGCAGAUUUUGGAGAGGUACAACUGAAAAGCAUUGGCUGGUUUCCGGCUUUGGAUACUUGUCACAGUCCUUCGUCACAGCUGACUUGCAGUGGAAUUCCAGAACCGUGUCCAGUUUUGUCAGAGGUGCCUGUGUGUGUAACAGAACCUUCAUCUACAGAGCUUCCAGGUUGUUCACUUCCUGUGCUGAAUGUAUCCCGAAUCCUGCAUUCUGAAGCUCCAGUGACUGUUGAAGUAAAGGAGGAACAUGCUCUAGAUGAAGACAAAGUGAAGAAGACUACAAAGAAAGUGUCUCAGAUCAAAAUUCGAAAAGCUGUUCCUAAACCAGACCCUAAUCUCACCCCUAUGGGGUUGCCAAAACCAAAGAGAGUAACAAAGAAAGAAUUCAGUUUGGAAGAAAUUUACACCAACAAGAACUACAAAGGUCCACCAGCAAACAGGUGCCUUGAGACCAUCUUUGAGGAGCCUAAAGAGAAGAAUGGCUCUUUGAUCUGCAUAAGCCAUCAGAAGAGAAAAAGAGUUCUGGACUUCCAAGAUUUUACUGUACCAAGGAAGAGAAGGGCUCGCUCUGGUGUAAAAAUGACAAUAGGCAGAACACGAGGACAGAAACAAGUCCAGGAUAACGUGGGUAUGGACAUCCUUCUCAUCCAGAAACUUACAGACCUUGAGAACUUUUUUGCAGACGAGGAAGCAGGAUAGAGCCGAGAUGCUUCUGGCACUUUCUGCACAACAGAAGCAGUAAGAAGAGCUGUGUGUUAUACAAUGGGUCCAGUACUCCAGAGCUGUGGAUCUGUAGUACAUCCAAGCUACAUGACUGCAUCCUCUUUGCACAAACAUGGCUGGUGCUGUUUAACCUCCAUCCUUUGUCAGUGGCCUUCAUUUCUUUAACACUGAAUACCUGCUGUGUUUCAGGAUCUGUUGGUCUUCCUUCAGUUAGGAUGGUGCCGAAUGAUCUCAGAGCAGUGGCUUUCCAUGAUUGCCUGUGAAUUUGCACAUCUGUAUAUGUAUAAGCUUACAGCAGCUGGUACAGUUCUGCAAUGGCUUGGUUUAUUCCACCCUUCUGAAACUGACCUCAGUUUUAUCAAAAGGUUUUGGGCCACCUCUGUCCAAAACGUGGCCUGCUGAACCUGUACCUUGAGCAGCUUUUUUUUUUUUUUUUUUGCCAGUGAAUAUGUUGCACUUAUGUACAGAACAAUUUUGUAUAUAUGUAUAAUAUAGUCUAUUUUUGUGUUUCAUUUUGUUGAAGUCUUAGCUCAGGUGUUUUAUGUGCAAGACUGUUCAAGCAGGAAGUGUUUUGAAAGUGAGUGGAGUAGCCUUUAGGGGUGGGAUCGUAAUAGACUGCUUUUUUGUAUGGCAGUCCCAUGUGCAUUUCAGUUCUAGGAAAGAAGGGGUUUAAUCUCUGCCUCAAGUUUGACAUUUCCUUGUAAGAACAUCAUCCCAUCCAUCUCCCAAACAGAGGAAAACAAUUGUCAGAGUCAUAUAUCCAGUCUAUGGAGAUAGCAUGCAGUGGCGGUCUGUUCGCUUAUAUUAGGAUGUAUGUUGUUAUAAUGUCUCUUAAUUUCAGACAUUACGAUUUGUAGCAUCUGUGAAAAUAUUGAGGGAUAUAAUGCUGCCAGGUGGUGAAGUGGUUAUCCCUUAAGCCUGAGGUAGAUUAAUGUUGCCUUUUAACAUUUGCACUAUUCUCAUUAUGAAGCUUCAGAAUAACUUUUUUGUUGGAGAUGCUGUAAAAACUUGAACAGAAGCUUUGCAGGAAUAUUUGAACCACGGGAAGGCAGCAUCUUUGAAUGCAGAAUGCUGAUGAGAGAGUCGCAGCCUCCAUUUUGCAUGAGCACAUACAGACAGAAAUGCAGUAAUUUUCAGAGAUUUGUGUGAACAUUCUCUCUGGAAGUAGUAUUUAUCUGGUUCUUCGCACUAACUGUGAGCCUCAGCUAUGCAUAUACAGUCACUACAGUUUCUGGUUUGUGCCAUUCUUACCUGGAUGCAUUUUGCUUUCUGCAUGUGCCAUCACUGAUGAUUUUGGAAGUGGGAGGGAUUGCGCACUAUUGCACAUCUUCAGCAUGAUGCUUUUAAGAGUAGCAGUGAUGAAAGGUAUGCUGCAGAUGGCCACGUCGAAAUUCAUAAAACCUGCAUCCCUGUCAUCCCUCUGAAGAGCACUAGGCAGUUGCUAAUCAGUAUGGACUGCGUUUUUUUUUCCUUCUCAGAAUAAAAACACUAAGGUAAUGGUAUUUUAGAGAGGGUAUAUCAAAAGCAGUGUGGGAAUAGCUGAGAAAGAGUUUGCUUGUGAAGAUCCUUCUUAACCUCUUAAAAUGCUCCUUAUACUUAUUUGGCACUUAAAUAGCUGACUGUGGCAUCCUUUGGCUGUCUUGCAGUAUUGAUAUUCCUAUGAUGAAUUCAUUUUGCCUUUACCAAGGUUUAGAUGUUCUCUGUUCAGCUUAAUUUGUCAUUUCUGCACCAGAUAUUAUAUGCUAAUAUUGCAAAUCAUUAAUUUAAUGCAUGUCUUCCUCCCAGCAGUGCCUAACUAGCAGAAGUAUUUGGGUUGCAGGACUCUCCAGUUUUAGUGUUCACAUCUAUGCCUUCGUUUGAUGUGACUUGGGCUUUAAAAGCAUGCUGCCGUAAACUAAUUAGGGAGUCGAGGAUGUUUGCCAGGCUUUUAUACCAUCAUUGUCGCACAGACAAUUUUGCCUACCCAGAAAUGUGAAGUUGUGGGCACCAUGUAGAUUAGCGGGAAAAGAAGUUUUAUAAAAGCAGGUUGUUUGACCUAUAAUAAUAUUUUUACACUGAGUUUUGUGCAUUGCUUUCCUUGUUCAAUGUUUUUAAAAAAUUGUUUUGAAAGCCUUUUUGCAACAGUAGCUUCAUGUUCUAAUUUUGGAUUUAUGAGAACUUUAGGAGCUGUCAGUGCUGCUUGCACAGUCAUGUUCGAUGACUGUGUGAGGAUAAGUUGCAUUCCAAGAGCAAGUUUUCAUCCAUGUAAUAUGUCAGUAGUGUUGUCUUGUUCACGCAGCCUUAGCUGGAGGUUUGUAUUUGACUGUUCUUAUAAAAUAAGCAUGCAAAACAAAACAAAAUUCAUCCACAACCAAUACAAUCAGUUAAAAACUUUAUCAUGCUAGUUCAGCACUUUAGCAAUCAGCUUAUUCAUGCCUGAGGCAGCUGAUGUGAAAGUGUUGCACUAGCGUAGUAACGUUUUUAACUUUGACCUUACUGGUUUCGGAGGAAUUUUAUUUUGUUUUACUUGCUGUUAAUUGUGUGAUUCCGUCUGGAUUUAUCUCCUGACUUUAUUUUAUUGCUUAUAUGAAAUACGCAUCUGAUGGUACAUGAUCAUUUUGCCUACCCAGAAAUGUGAAGUUGUGGGCACCAUGUAGGUUCUUUGUGUUAAGCAGUCACUUUUUAGAAAAUCAUCUGGCUUCCUUCAUAAUUUUGUGUCUAUGGGUUCUUUCAGACUGCUGAUUUGUCAUUCAGUUCCAAUGCAGCUAUAACAGGAGUUUUAAUCUGAGUAAUAUGUCUGGAAAUAUAUUUGAGUUGGAAUGGUUUUGUAGCAACAGCAUCCAUAAGAGAAGUAGCUCUUAAUUGGUACUAAUUGAUGGCAAACAUUUGAGUUUUUUGCCAUCCUUGAAUUAGCUAGAAAAAAUGAAAGAAGAACCACUGUUGUUCUUUUUAAGAUGUGAUCGCUCUGAAGAGUUUCUUUGAAUUUCCUUAUUCCAUUUUGAGUAUUAGUUUUUAGACUGCAGUGUCAAUGACCAGGUCUGUGGAGGCAUUCUUUGCUUUUGAAAUAACUGCAGUAUCAAUCACUGACUAUGCAUUUUGUUUUCUUUUAAUUGCAGCAUCAUUGACGGACUCACUGGAUGUUUUAAUUGUAUUAUUUUUUUGGCUUACUCAUGGGAUGCAAUAUUUUUUUAAUAACUCCAAGAUCAGUGACUGAUUUGCUUGAUGCAUUAAUUGCAUUUUUGUAUGCUGUCAAUAGUUCUACUUUUAAGUCUGACAUAAAAUAAGGCUGAUAUAUUGUUGAUUUGAAAAGGACCACAAAUGAAGGGUAAACUGACUUAAUUGAAUAGAAAUAGUUGUAUCAUUGUUAAAUACAUGUACAUAUGUUUGUGUGUUUGUAAUGGUCCUGGAAGGAGGUGGCAUAACAGCACCUUUUGCGUCUGUAGUCUCAUAAGGUUUACUGUGUGAAAGGAGAAUGGUGUUGUUUGUCCCAGUCUUUACCCAAUAGCUACUCUUAUAUUUUUAGCUCUAAUGUAAACUUAAAAGUUUUUUUCUUUUAUUCUAAUUGUGAUAGUUUGAAAAUGAGAAAACUGGUUCUGAAUUUAGCAGAAACCUAUUGCAAUGAAGCCACAGUUGCUUCUCUGAUGUCUUAAUUUACAGUAUACCGUUUAUGCUUGGAGACGUGCUUUCAUAGCCUACCUUCUCUUUAUGAUAAGAAGAGGCCUGCUCUGUACUAAAACACAGAAUGGUCACAGCAGUUUAGUGUGCAGCCGUAGCCUCCUGACCUGCUUUACCACCUUGACAGCCUCCAGCCAAUACAAUCUAGCAUUUUUCUUGCCAUCUUUUCUGUGGGAGUUGCACAGCUUGUAUUGUUACUUAAUCUUGAUGGAGGCCUACAUUAAUUUUGAAUUUUGCAACUUUACCUAGACUCUUCUUUUCUCCUUUACAUAUAUAUAAAACUGUUGUUGUGAUCUAGUUUAACUGAUUACUGAAAGUUUACAGUUUAGUUUGUUUUGUGGUUAACCAUAGGAAGUUUUGUGUGCAUUGCUUUUCUUGCUAACACUUUAAAGGUGUUCUUGCCCAAUGUCUCGCUCUUUCGUUUAUGGAUGGUGGUUUCCAGCACUGUCUAAAACAUCAGCAGCUGAAAUGGAGUACAAGGUCUAGGUCUUGUCAGUUGGCAUCAUCAUGGUACCAGGUCAGACCCACAUUUGCAGGGGAGCAAUAUACUUGGGCUUGAUGUUCAAAAGUAUUCCUAAUUGUGAACCCCACUAUCUCAAAGGAGGGUUUGCAUCACCAAAAAUACAGCUGUUAAAUGUGAUCCUGCUUUUAUGCUCUUUACUGUAAAUGGAGCUGGCUUGGUUAAGUGUUUUGAGUACGAGUCAAGUUCUUCUGAGUUUUAACAUAUGUUUUCCAAUUUUCUAGCCGGAGUAUUGAGAUCCUUUGAUCUCAGUAGGACUGUUUUAUCUUCUGGCUGCACUUGACAAUCCUCCUUGGUGGUAGUGGCUUUCUUAGUGAUCACAGAGCCUUUUUCAUUUUUGUUUCUGGUACUUUUUUGAUCUUAUUUAGUGGAAGAGAGUUUGGUGUUUGUUGGUGUGUAUGCUGCUCCACUAGUCCUUUUGAUAAUGUGCCCAGCUGUCAUGGAUAGUGUGAUAGUCAUGUAUGUAGUUAUACUUCAUCUUGUGCUUUUCAGUGGCCCAUCUUUUGCUGAUUAUUUGUUUGUAGCUGCAUUUGUCUAACUGCAGAUGUCUCCUAUAUGCUUUUGAUAAUCCUUCGAUUGUCAUCACUUAUAUCCUUGCCAGUUCUGCAGUUGUCGCCAUGUCUGCCCAAUGUGUUAGGGUUUUUGCAUUUCUCACUGUGUUGUCCAGUUCCUGCUACCCAUUCUGUUUCUCAUAUUAAUGACCAACUCCCAGCCACUGUCACACAGACUGAUCCGAAAAAGUGCUGUAAACACAGCCCCUUUAACAACUGAACAGUGUUUGUGCUUUGAGGAAAGCCGCCCUGAUUUUCUGUGCCCCUCUUUUACUUAAAUAUUCUAUGGUCUCACAACCAUAUUGAGGGGAGAAUCAUCUUGCAAGGACUAAUGUGCUGUCCACGCAAUUUGUGAUCUCAUAGGUUCAGGAGCGAAGUGACAGGGAGCAAGAGCUGACCACCUAGUAGGAGAACAGGUACCACAGUGAUGGGGUGCAUCUGGCUUUGCUAGUCUCAUGACUGCACCAUGCCUACAUCGAACCUGUAUUCCUACAGUUCUCAUUUUGUAUGUUUACUUUAGUUUGUCCCACAGUUGUGUCUUUUAUAUUUUUAGAAUAUGCUGUUUCCAAGUAUGUCCUCAGGUCAAACCAUUUUUUUGGUUCCACAUUUGCCGUAGCAUAUACCCCUGCUUUGCUGGGCCUGUUGUUUCUAUGCUUGCCCAGAUUUUGCUGGUCAUAUAGUUGUUUUUCCUGAGUGUACAUGCACAAAAUGUUGUUGCUGAUCACACUUGUCUGUGUGUAUAUAUGCCUAGUGUGUUGCUGAUCACACGUGUGUGGGUGUGUGUGUGUGGGCGUGUGUGUGUGUGUGUGUGUGUGUGUGUGUGUGUGUGUGUGUGUGUGCGUGCGUGCUAAUGUGGAUCACACUUGUUUGUGUAUAUAUGCCCACAAAGUUGCUGAUCAAACGUCUUUGUGCAUGCUAGUAUUCUUAGAUUUUUGGAUGUCAAACAGCUGUCAACAUUUCAACCUAAUAGUUGCCACAGUGUAGGAAUUGUAUUUGGUUUUACUUUUGUGUAUGCCAUCUGGCUUUUAUUUGUCACUGUACAUAUCCCCUUUCCUUCCAUGCUGGUUUUGAUUUUCAUGAUCACUUCUCACUGAUAACUGUUUGACACUUUUAUUUUGCACAUGGGAAAUGUGUGCUUGUUGCAGGCAGUCCCUUCUAUUGAUAUUAACCAACUAGCAGCUAUAUAGUUGGUGUUUGCAAUGAAUAUUUUCAAAAAAUAUGAACAUUUUAUAUUGCAUAUAAUUUUUUGCCUUUGAACUCUGUCCUUUCAAAGAAUGCAGUUGAGCUCAGGUCUUGAGCAUAGCCCCAAUUAUUUACAAUGCCAUGUAGUACAUCUGGGCUUAACAACCCUCUGGUUGAGUGUGUUCUAAUUAAAAUUAGUGUACUUGGCUAGAAAUAAAAUGAAAAUUAAUGAAGUCUGUGCAUUUCCUUGGCUUGCAUCUUGCCUCUUUUCCUUCUGUUUCUGCAUGCCUCAGUUUUUUUUUACUACAGUAUUAACAUGGUAAGUCUUGUGUUUUUUUAUUAUCAUCAUCAUCAUCAUCACCCUGAUGUUGCAGAAAACUAUGGAUUUGGUUACAAGAGUAUGACAAUUUCUUCAAAACCUCACCCCAUCAGUUUACCCCCCCCCCCCCAAUCCUGAUGUGACCACAGAGGUUAUUAUAUUAAGUGGAGCAGAGGAAGACGCAUCUCUCCGUUUAGAACAUCCAAGGCUCUCUUUUUUCCUGUUUUAUUUUCAGAGUUUCGUAGACGUUUGGUGUUGAUGAUAUAGCUCUUAAACUUGUAGUCCAUGUCUGGUUGUAACACAGGUCAGGUGUACAGGAUUUUUACAAACAGCGAAGUUUACAUUUUUUUCUCUUAGAUUGAGUAAAUGUUUCAUCUUGUGACCCCCCCCAAAAAAAAAAUAGAAAUCUUGCAGCAUGGUCAGGAGAGAGUUGUAUUCUGCCACCUUUUUGAGACUUCUGCCACAUCAAUAAUAAAGCUUUCAGGUCAGUUUGUACCUAUAUGGUAAAGCAGCCACUGUAUUUCCUGUCCACCAAAUUAAGAUAACCAUACCACAGGAAGUGAUCUUGGCAGCCCAAGUAACCUUACUGUCAUUGAGUAGGUAGGUAUUAAAAUGGCUUGUAAGUAACAUGGCAUUAUGUUUAAAACACACAACUGUAGUCUGCUUUUUUGUUGCUUUUGUUUAAUGUGUUUUGUUUUAAAACUGAAAGCUUCAAGCUCCUUGCUGGUUUAGAUGUCCAUGUUUAAUUUAUAAAAACAAUAAACAAUUUUUUAAGUGGAAA